AUGUUUCUACGAUUUUCCGUUAUUCUUUCGUUAUUUUUGUUGGUUAAUUUGACGCCUCUUCAUGAUGAGCGUCGUCAAACAAUUGAACGUGUGCGGCUCUACCUUCGUCAAUUCGACGUUAGUACUCGUGCUUUUUCAACAAUACCAGCGUUGGAAAACAGCAACAAAAUUGGUUUUGGAUUCGACUUACUUUCCGGUGCACCAAUAUGUUACACAGGCGAGUGUCAAAUGGCUGGAUUUACUCGUUCAAUUUUCAAACUCAACUAUACAUCACCAGUACUUGGGUCAUGCACAGAUAAAUUAAUUCCAGAGAAUGUUGAUCUCGAUUGUUUACCUGCGACUUCAUUGACAGUUGAUAGUGAGAUAAUAGAUACAAUUGAACAUUUGCACAAAUCCAUCUCAAGCAAAGUUCAAACUUCCAUUGGAGCUCAAUUUAAAGGCGUGGGAUUCUCCUAUCAAUUCUCAAAGGAAACUCGUUACAUGCUUGAUAAUAUUGUUAAAAAUCAUCAAACGUCGAUUUUCACCAAAGUUCAAAUUUCGUCUGCGAGAUUAUCUAUGUUUGAACCACGAAUGGAAUUAUCCGAUAAUUUUAAAUAUGUUAUUGAAAAUUUUCCCUGUUGUGAAGAAGAUGAUCCAGAUAUAGAAGAAUAUGCAAGAGAUUUCAUCUUCGAUUAUUUUGGAUUUACUUAUGCAUCAAGUAUUUUAUUAGGUGGAAUCGCACAACAAACCAUUCUCAUCAAUCGAGAAACUAAAGAACGACUUGAAAAACAAGGUGUAGAUGUCAAACAUGAAGCUAGCUUGGCAUUCAUUACACCAAAAGUAUCCGCAGGAACUAGCACAAGUUAUCUGGAAUCAAAAGAAGGAUCUAAAUAUGAAAAUUUCAGCAAAGAAAUACAGUCAAUACGUUCAACUUCGUUAGGUGGUGAUCCAGUUUUAGCCAAUCUGACCGAAUGGUCUAAAUCAGUUACAAAGAAUCCUGUAGUUAUCGAAUUUACUCUUCGAGAUAUUUUUCGUCUUCUUAAGAAAAACUACUUUCCAAAUGAUUUCUUGAUUACUAACAAAUCAAAAUUGAUCGAAAAAGCAUUAGAAAAAUAUAUCGGUAAUUCAAUGUUUUGUUAUAACAAUUGUGGAGGUAAUGGUACUCAUGGAACUUGUGAACCAUCAGGAUAUUUCCAGUUUGGCAUAUGUAAAUGCAAACCAGGAUGGACUGGUCCGGAUUGUGGAACGAUAUUAAUAGAACCUCCACAAAUAUUACAUGGUACUAUAUGUGGACUUUCUCGUUCGUUCAUGAAAGUUAAUUGUGGUGGUCUAGAUCCAUGGAAGGGUUGCCCAAAGGGAUGGUCUUCGUAUAGCUGGAAAACUGAUCUGACUGUUUGCUUUAAAAAUCAGACUGAAAUCAGUAGCCCUGUUCAUGGAACACUUUGUGGUCUUUAUUCAUAUCACAGUGCACCUUUUCGUUUUGAACAUAGUGUAGGUUGCAAUAUCACCACAAAUGGUUUAUCAGCUACAUGUCCAUUAGGCUAUCAAUAUUAUCAGGAUCAAAGCAAAUCGGCAGUAAACGCAAUGUGUGCAGUUGUGAAUGCAGAGAAAGAUUUGCCAGGAACAUUAUGUGGAAUGCAAAUAGGCGGAACAAUAUCUGGUCCUUCGUGCAAUGGUUAUGAUCCUGGUUUGAGCAAAUGUCCACCAAAAUACACCUUGAAAAUUACAGCUUUCAACGAUUUGGGAUUUUAUUUUUGUCUGAAAAUAUAA
This is a messenger RNA of Adineta steineri, 1749 nucleotides long. NCBI's taxonomy places the organism in Eukaryota, Metazoa, Rotifera, Eurotatoria, Adinetida, Adinetidae. The record is from the annotation of a GenBank genome assembly.